GGCACAGCUCCGUUGCCGCUUCCCGCUCGCUCUCCGCGCGCUGCCUCGGCGAGGCGGGUGACGUUGCUGGGGCCGCUCCCCCAUCGGCGGCCCGGCCCGGCCCUUCCCGCGGCGCGCGGAGCUCGCUGGGGAGGAGCGGGAGGAUGUCGGUGCCGCUGCGGCGGCUGCGCCAGGCGCCGCGGCACCUGCUGGUGUGCGAGAAGAGCCACGCGCGGCACGCGCGCUCGCGCCACGCGGCGCACGUGCGGGACCACGCCUACAACUGCCGCGUGUCUUUUUUGAUCCCUGAAUGUGGCAUACUACCUGAAGUGCUGAAAAGUACGAUUGCAGAUGUUGGAGAGUACUAUCUGAUGAGGAAUUUAUCACUUCAUCAAUUGGUCACUCAUGAAUUCAUUGAUACUUUUGUGAAGAAAGGUUCAUGCUACGCACUUACCUAUAACACAAAAAUUGAUCAAGAUAAUACUGCAGCUCUGCUACCAACUGGAAAACUAAUUUUAUCAGUGGAUAAGGAUACUUAUGAAGAACUUGGACUGCAAGGUCGCCCUUCUCGGUAUUCUGGCAAAAAAGUAAUGAGAUAUAUUAUAACUAUUGACUUGACAGAUUCCAGCUUUCAUCCUGACAGUAAGAAGCAUAAGAGGGUGCUUUGGGCCUUGAAAGAAAAGAAACCUUUAGAAUUUGACUUUCUGCUAGCUUGGUAUAAUACAGGUACAGAGGGAUCAACACUGAUGUCAUACUUUCCCAAAACCCAAAUACAGGCUCUGAAGCCAAAAAUAACAUUCAGCACAUUAAGAGAUUUGCAGUGUCCAGUGUUACAAAGCAAUGAACUACAAGGAAAGCCAGAAGAGUCGUGCAGCACAGAGGAACUGUUUGAAUGGUUAGGGGCUGUCUUGAAUCAAGUUAGUUUAGACAACAAAUCUUUUAGUUUUUUAUCAACCUACUGCUGUCCUCAGCCCAACACAGUAGUGGAACAAGCUUUCUUGUGCACAAUCACAGGGUUCAUAAUUCCUGAGACGAUAAUUCAGUUAUUGGAAAAACUGUGCUGCUAUUUUGAUGAACCAAAACUGGCACAUUGGUUGACCUUAACUGUGCAUGGCUUUGCAGACAGCCCUGUUUCCUGGAGAGAAAGCGAACAUGGUUUUCACAAGGGAGGAGAAAACUUGUACAAUUUUGUUGUUUUUAGAAACCUGGACUAUUGGCUUCAGAUGGCUGUAGGAACGAAUGAUGAUUGUCCUCCGUGAAGUUCUGUCUAUGGAAAAAGCAUUCUAAUAAUUUCAUGUUAUUGUACGGAAACCUAAUAAGAUACUUUUUAUAAAAAAUAAUUGGAUAAUAAGUUAA
Molecule: messenger RNA, 1335 nt
Organism: Rhea pennata
Lineage: Eukaryota; Metazoa; Chordata; Aves; Rheiformes; Rheidae
Gene: RPP40
Product: ribonuclease P/MRP subunit p40
Exons: 8
Coding region: 144-1238 (364 amino acids)
Biological process (GO): tRNA 5'-leader removal; tRNA 3'-end processing; endonucleolytic cleavage in ITS1 to separate SSU-rRNA from 5.8S rRNA and LSU-rRNA from tricistronic rRNA transcript (SSU-rRNA, 5.8S rRNA, LSU-rRNA)
Cellular component (GO): multimeric ribonuclease P complex; ribonuclease MRP complex
Molecular function (GO): ribonuclease MRP activity; ribonuclease P activity
Source: RefSeq, a predicted model, not a curated record